AUGCCGUUCUGGUGCGCAGUCCUCGUCUUGGAAAACCUCCACGCCGGCACGCGCCGCUCGAACAGCUCGUCGAGUUCCCGCCACGGCAAGGCCACCCGCGAGCUCGUCGCCCGGGACAAGAACCACUCGUCCGUCGUCAUGUGGGCCAUCGCCAACGAGCCGGGCGCGAGCGAGCCGGGCGCGCGCGAGUACUUUGAGCCCCUGGUGGCCCUCGCCCGGCGGCUGGACCCCACGCGGCCCCUGUGCUACGCCAACGAGUACCAGGCGAGCGUCGACCGGUGCCUCAUGUCGGAUCUGUUCGACGUCCUAUGCCUGAACCGCUACUACGGCUGGUACCUCCACACGGGGGACCUCGAGGCCGCCGAGGAGGGCCUCGAGGCGGAGCUCCGGGGCUGGGCGGCCAAGUUCGAGAAGCCCAUCAUCGUGUCCGAGUACGGCGCCGACACGCUCGCGGGCCUGCACACGGUCGGCGACGUCCCGUGGAGCGAGGAGUACCAGAGCAGGGUGCUGGAGAUAAGCCACAGGGUCUUCGACCGCGUGGACAGCGUCGUCGGCGAGCACGUCUGGAACUUUGCCCACUUCCAGACCCCCUCCAGCUUCAUCUUCCGGGUGGACGGCAACAAGAAGGGCGUCUUUACCAGAGACCGGAGGCCCAAGAUGGCGGCACAUACGCUGAGGAAGAGAUGGACAGAACAGAAGCCCAAAGAUCUUACACCAUAG
Messenger RNA from Colletotrichum graminicola M1.001, 720 nucleotides. RefSeq names its product glycosyl hydrolase family 2. The transcript has 2 exons. NCBI's taxonomy places the organism in Eukaryota, Fungi, Ascomycota, Sordariomycetes, Glomerellales, Glomerellaceae. The record is from RefSeq and is a predicted model, not a curated record. Bases 1 to 720 code for a protein of 239 amino acids. Gene Ontology annotation, molecular function: carbohydrate binding; beta-glucuronidase activity. Gene Ontology annotation, biological process: carbohydrate metabolic process; glucuronoside catabolic process.